CACACACACACACACACACACACAGGAGCUGCAGGACAAGAAAACACCCAGAUAGAGACAAAACUGACGCAGUAGCCCACACCAUGGCUCAGGACGGGGUGAUACUGCAGUUCAACUUUGCCACAUUCGGGGACUCCAUGCUCCAAAAGAUGGAUGCUCUUCGACGAGACAGGCGUUUUUGUGAUGUGGUGGUCCGCAUCAAUGACUUGGAAGUGCCUGGACACAAAGUGGUAUUCGCUGCCGGCUCCCCUUUCCUCAGAGACCAGUUUGUCCUUCAGGACUCGAAUGAAGUCCAAAUAUCUACACAGCAGGACGCUGAGGUAGGUCAGAAGCUUCUGCUGUCCUGCUACACCGGGACGCUCCAGUUCCCAGAACUUGAAUUAGUACACUAUUUAACUGUAGCCAGCUUCCUGCAGAUGGGUCAUAUUGUGGAGCAGUGCACUGAAGCGCUUAAUAAAUUCAUAAAACCACAUGAGGUCAAAGAUGAGCGUGCAUCAUCCCGACAGCCUUCAGACUUCACCGCUCAGCGUAGUCAAGCAGCUGUGGAGACUGUGUGUGAUGAAGAGGAUGAGGUGGACAAUGAUGGAGAAGAUGAGUUUGAUGAUGACGACGAUGAUGAUGUGAUCAUACAGCCAAAAUCUCCACCAGCAGUGUUUAGAAACAACAACAACAGUAGAGAAGACAGUCCGAUUAGCAUUGUCAAAGUGGAGUCAUUAGAUGAGCGCGUGCCCGAUAACUUCCAGAGUCGCUCCAGUCACAGUCGUUCUCCAACACUACGCUCACCUGAGCCACAACACUCCCUGAUAAACUCCACCGUGGAAACCCGGCCUGCCGAGAUCACCGUUAAUCCCACAGCUGACUACUCCAUGUCUACACCCGGACCUAGCGGAUCUGGGAAGGGGAAUCUAUGGGGGGGCUGCUCCAGGAACGGGGAGAAGAGCAUGCAGUGGUACCACCAGUGCCCAAAAUGCGCCCGCGUGUUUCGUCAGCUGGAGAACUACGCCAACCAUCUGAAGAUGCACAAGCUGUUUAUGUGCCUCCUGUGUGGAAAGACGUUUACCCAGAAAGGAAACCUCCACCGGCACAUGCGGGUCCACGCCGGCAUCAAACCCUUCCAAUGUAAGAUCUGCGGGAAGACGUUUACUCAGAAGUGCUCGCUGCUGGACCACCUGAACCUUCACAGCGGGGACAAACCACACCGCUGUAAUUACUGCGACAUGGUGUUUGCGCACAAACCAGUUCUCCGUAAACACCUGAAGCAGAUCCAUGGGAAAAACAGCUUUGAUAAUGCGAACGAAGGCAGUUUGUUGGAAGGAUUAUAAGUUUAUAGGAAUAUUGUGUAUUUUUUAAUAUAUGCGACAUGGACUUUGUCUCAACAAGUGGUUCUCAAAAUGGAGCGCCUCAGUAAACUUCCAGGAGAUCCAAUGUGAAUGGAUUUAAAUGUAGUUAUGAAACCAUAAUCUUCAUAAAAAUCCCUUUUUAUUUAUUUUUAUUAUAACCAGAAGGACAAAGAGGACAUUUUGGUAUUAUCUUUGACAAACAGGGGCCUUGAAGUCAAUUAGACUGCAACCCACUGGUGUUAAAAGGAUAGUUCAUCCAAAUUAUCACCAUUUACUUACACUGAAGUGGUUCUAAACUUGUUUGAGUUUCUGCUAAAGACUGUUAGAAACCAGCAGGGUUGCACGAUACUGGAAUUCGAUACCAAUCAAUACUGAAAGUUUAAAAAGUAAAUGAGUGCUGAUUUGCUAUUGUGUUCACAUGCUCAACAGAAAUGACUGUGAUUGGCCGGGAAGGUCAUCAGUUCACCGAACUCACCGCUGUUUACUGAAUGUAUAUGCAGAUGCAGCGUUUUAAAGCCGUAAUUCAUCAGAGCAUCGCUCUUACUGACAAACCAGCUGAUCGACAUGACUUUGAAACACUCCAGUGUCCCUGUAUCUGUGGUUACACUCAUUAAACAGCGGUGAGUUUAGUGAACUGGUGACCUUUACAGCCAACAGUGGUUUCUGUUGAGCAUGUGAACACAAUGGCAAGUCAGCGCUGUUUAAGAAUGAACUUAACAGUGCUUAAAUGUUAAGGGGAAAUUUUAGAAUCGAUUGGUACCGAAUUCCAGUAUUGUGCAACCCAAUAUCUAUGUUUCCGUCCAAAUAUGUGAAUUAAAUUUAUGCGCAAAACUGGAUUAUCGAAUAAAAACGUGCUAAUAAUAUAGUGUUUCCAUCCAACGAGUCAAAACGAACAAAAUAGUCACUUCUUGAUUAACUGGCGCCAAAUAUCAAGAGUAAAAACGUAAUUUGCUGCAGUAGGAGAAUCUGAGCACAAACACUCUUGAUUCUGGAGGUCAUUAAAAAUAUAAUAAAACUAACACUGAAACAGUUGAGGCGUUUUAGAAUGACCAAAACAACACUUCAGAUGAUUUACAAUGUGCUCAGCGUGCUGGUUUGUCCAUUCACACACAUUUUUAUUAUCAUGAUUUCUUAUUACAAAAUCACAUGACCUUUUUUAAUGCGCAUACUGGAAUUUGUGCAGUAAGUGUUUUCUAUCAUAGUUUAUGUGCAACUUUUAUUAUCGAAUAAAGAGUUUAUCCUAUUCUGUUAUGCACAUACAGUACGUUUUUAAUGCGCAUUUUCAAAAUUUAUGCGCAUC
This is a messenger RNA of Danio aesculapii, 2640 nucleotides long. It is a transcript of the gene zbtb26, whose product is annotated as zinc finger and BTB domain containing 26. Gene Ontology annotation, molecular function: protein binding; RNA polymerase II cis-regulatory region sequence-specific DNA binding; DNA-binding transcription factor activity, RNA polymerase II-specific. The transcript is spliced from 2 exons. NCBI's taxonomy places the organism in Eukaryota, Metazoa, Chordata, Actinopteri, Cypriniformes, Danionidae. The record is from RefSeq and is a predicted model, not a curated record. Bases 84 to 1322 code for a protein of 412 amino acids. Gene Ontology annotation, biological process: regulation of transcription by RNA polymerase II.